This is a messenger RNA of Jaculus jaculus (lesser Egyptian jerboa), 591 nucleotides long. RefSeq names its product NADH:ubiquinone oxidoreductase subunit B11 (gene Ndufb11). The transcript has 3 exons. Bases 32 to 493 code for a protein of 153 amino acids. Lineage: Eukaryota; Metazoa; Chordata; Mammalia; Rodentia; Dipodidae. The record is from RefSeq and is a predicted model, not a curated record.
CCGCCCCCAGGCUCCUGCAGCACCGUCUGUCAUGGCGGCCGGCCGGUUAAGUGUGUGCGCUCGCCGCUUCUUGGCGGCCGCGGCGAUGCGAGGGCUGCCAGCUGCCCGCGUUCGCUGGGAAUCGAGCUCGACCAGGGCUGUGGUUGCCCCGGCCACCAUGGCGGGAAAGCGGACGCAAGAACCGACCAUGAUCUGGCAGGAAGACCCAGAACCCGAGGACGAAAACCUUUAUGAGAAGAACCCAGAUUCUCAUGGUUAUGACAGGGACCCUGUGGUAGAUGUCUGGAAUAUGCGAGCUGUCUUCUUCUUUGGCUUUUCCAUCGUCCUGGUCUUUGGAACUGCCUUUCUGGCUUAUCUACCUGACUACAGGAUGCAUGAGUGGGCCCGUCGGGAAGCUGAGAGGCUUGUGAAGUAUCGAGAAGCCAAUGGCCUCCCCAUCAUGGAAUCCAACUACUUUGACCCUAGGAAGAUCCAGUUGCCAGAGGAUGACUGAGCAGUUGCUGAGUGGGGCUCAAGAAAUGCCAUCUUCCUUAACUCCGGCCUGCCAUUCUUUCUGUUCCUCAGAUUACCUGAUUAAAGAGAUUGAAAAUA